AUGGUUAUCAAACGGACAAACGUAAACAACCAGUGUGAGGCGAAACAUGACACACCCACCAACGCUCGUCCGAACAGCGCCACACCCACCAACGCUGGUCCGAACAGCGCCGCACCCACCAACGCUGGUCCAAACAGCGCCGCACCCACCAACGCUCGUCCAAACAGCGCCACACCCACCAACGCUCGUCCGAACAGCGCCACACCCACCAACGCUGGUCCAAACAGCGCCACACCCACCAACGCUCGUCCGAACAGCGCCACACCCACCAACGCUCAUACAAACAGCGCCGCACCCACCAACGCUCAUACAAACAGCGCUACACCCACCAACGCUCGUCCAAACAGCGCCACACCCACCAACGCUCGUCCUAACAGCGCCACACCCACCAACGCUGGUCCGAACAGCGCCGCACCCACCAACGCUGGUCCAAACAGCGCCGCACCCACCAACGCUCGUCCAAACAGCGCCACAUCCACCAACGCUCGUCCGAACAGCGCCACACCCACCAACGCUGGUCCAAACAGCGCCACACCCACCAACGCUCGUCCAAACAGCGCUACACCCACCAACGCUCGUCCAAACAGCGCCACACCCACCAACGCUCGUCCGAACAGCGCCACACCCACCAACGCUCAUACAAACAGCGCCACACCCACCAACGCUCAUACAAACAGCGCCACACCCACCAACGCUCAUACAAACAGCGCCACACCCACCAACGCUCGUCCGAACAGCGCACACACCCACCAACGCUCAUACAAACAGCGCCACACCCACCAACGCUCGUCCAAACAGCGCUACACCCACCAACGCUCGUCCAAACAGCGCUACACCCACCAACGCUCCGCUACACCCACCAACGCUCGUCCAAACAGCGCUACACCCACCAACGCUCGUCCAAACAGCGCCACAUCCACCAACGCUCGUCCAAACAGCGCCACAUCCACCAACGCUUAUACAAACAGCGCUACACCCACCAACGCUCGUCCAAACAGCGCUACACCCACCAACGCUCGUCCAAACAGCGCCACACCCACCAACGCUCGUCCAAACAGCGCCACACCCACCAACGCUCGUCCAAACAGCGCCACAUCCACCAACGCUCGUCCAAACAGCGCCACAUCCACCAACGCUUAUACAAACAGCGCUACACCCACCAACGCUCGUCCAAACAGCGCUACACCCACCAACGCUCGUCCAAACAGCGCCACAUCCACCAACGCUCAUACAAACAGCGCUACACCCACCAACGCUUAUACAAACAGCGCCACACCCACCAACGCUCGUCCAAACAGCGCCACAUCCACCAACGCUCGUCCAAACAGCGCUACACCCACCAACGCUUAUACAAACAGCGCCGCACCCACCAACGCUGGUCCAAACAGCGCCACACCCACCAACGCUCGUCCGAACAGCGCCACACCCACCAACGCUUGUCCAAAAAGCGCCGCACCCACCAACGCUCGUAAAAACAGCGCCACACCCACCAACGCUCAUACAAACAGCGCCACACCCACCAACGCUCAUAAAACAGCGCCACACCUACCAACGCUCAUAAAACAGCGCCACACCCACCAACGCUUGUCCAAACAGCGCCACACCCACCAACGCUCGUCCGAACAGCGCCGCGUUCCUCUCUGUGUUCAGCACAGAUCUGAAACCACUUGGAAAAGUGCAAUAACGGCCUCCAUGACAGACCCCCCACAGAGACCUCGCCAAGCCUUUGAUUUCCACGGAGGAGGAGGGGCCUCGCACGAGAGGUCCGAGAAGGAUCACAGCAGAUUUCCCACGCUGCAAAAGAGCUAUUAUCCUGUCAGAGAAAAGGGCUGCAAUUCUGCAGAGUUUAAGUGUGAGAACAGUGCCAGUGGGUGUCGUCAGAAGCACUUGAUGCGGACCUUCCCACCAGUGGACUGGACCAUGACUUUCGUUUGA
Knipowitschia caucasica is the source of this 1935-nucleotide messenger RNA. The record is from the annotation of a GenBank genome assembly. NCBI's taxonomy places the organism in Eukaryota, Metazoa, Chordata, Actinopteri, Gobiiformes, Gobiidae.